AUGCUUGGUACUUUUGUAUCCAGAAGAUUUAAUUCUGUUCACCAUGGGUCUGUCAAGGUUUCUUUGCCUUCUAAGCCGCUAAGGAAAAUUAAGCUAGGGAAGGCUAGACCACCUAUAUAUCAUCAGUUUGAUAUGCAAGUCGAGCUUAGUGACGGGAGUGUUAUCACUAGGAGGUCUCAAUAUCCUAAGGCGGAAGUAAGACUAAUCCAAGAUCAAAGGAACUCCUUACUGUGGAGUCCAACCAGGGAAGACUUGGUUGUGGUCGAUGCCAAUGCAAGUGGAAAAAUGCAAAAGUUCAAGGAGAAAUAUAAUUCAAUCUACAGUCUUGGAGCGCCUGCUACCAGUGCCAAAAAAGGGCAGCAGGGUGCCUCCGAUAAAGCUGUUGAGGGAAACAGCGAGGAAGCGCAGGAUAGUUUUGAUAUGGAUAGCUACUUCGGUAUUUUAAGUGAGAACGCAGUUGAGAUAAAAGGUGGUAAUCUUGCAAAGAAGACGAAGAAAGGCAAAUGA
Eremothecium sinecaudum is the source of this 507-nucleotide messenger RNA. It is a transcript of the gene MRPL36, whose product is annotated as mitochondrial 54S ribosomal protein bL31m. The record is from RefSeq and is a predicted model, not a curated record. The transcript has a single exon. Bases 1 to 507 code for a protein of 168 amino acids. Gene Ontology annotation, biological process: mitochondrial translation. Gene Ontology annotation, molecular function: structural constituent of ribosome. NCBI's taxonomy places the organism in Eukaryota, Fungi, Ascomycota, Saccharomycetes, Saccharomycetales, Saccharomycetaceae. Gene Ontology annotation, cellular component: mitochondrial large ribosomal subunit.